AGAGGCAUAAUGUAGGGAUCGCGAUGUCGUCUGGGGUUGGGGAGAAAGAGAAGGAGAAGGAGCAGGUGUUGGUGGAGUAUUGUAAGGCCCCCAAUGGCCUUGAGAAGGUUGUUCUCAAAGAGCUCCGUGGUUCUUCGGCUGAGGUGUAUUUAUAUGGGGCUCAAGUUUCCUCAUGGAAAAAUGAACACCGGGAAGAAUUGCUUUUCAUGAGUAGUAAGGCUACAUAUAAGUCUCCUAGGCCUAUUCGUGGUGGAAUUCCGAUAUGUUUUCCACAAUUUGGAAAUCUUGGUUCUCUUGAGCAACAUGGAUUUGCUAGAAAUAGAUUUUGGAGUAUUGAUCAAGAUCCCCCACCUCAUCCACCAGAUAGUGGGAAUAAGGCUUUCAUUGAUCUAAUCCUGAGGACAUCUGAAGAAGAUUUAAAGAUAUGGCCUCACAGAUAUGAAUUUCGACUUAGGGUAACCCUGGGACCUGGAGGAGACUUAAUGCUGAAUUCCCGCAUUAGAAACACAAACACUGACGGAAAGUCGUUUACAUUCACAUUUGCUUAUCACACCUAUUUGGCUGUAACUGAUAUCAGUGAAGUGCGAGUAGAAGGAUUAGAGACAUUGGAUUAUCUGGACAACUUGAAGAAUAGAGAGCGGUUUACUGAACAAGGGGAUGCCAUAACUUUCGAAUCAGAAGUGGAUAAAGUUUAUCUUGGUACACCUACCAAAAUUGCUAUUUUGGACCAUGAAAGAAAGAGAACAUUUGUAUUACGAAAGGAUGGACUUCCAGAUGCUGUUGUUUGGAAUCCAUGGGAUAAGAAAGCGAAGGUGAUUCCUGAUUUUGGGGAUGAUGAAUACAAGCAUAUGCUUUGUGUCCAGGCUGCUUGCGUGGAGACGCCUAUUACUUUGAAACCCGGUGAAGAAUGGAGAGGAAGGCAAGAACUAUCUGCUGUUCCUUCCAGUUACUGUAGUGGAAAACUUGACCCCAAUAAGGUACUGCAUGUUGGUUCAGUGUUUUGA
Molecule: messenger RNA, 1004 nt
Organism: Fragaria vesca subsp. vesca
Lineage: Eukaryota; Viridiplantae; Streptophyta; Magnoliopsida; Rosales; Rosaceae
Product: putative glucose-6-phosphate 1-epimerase-like
Exons: 8
Coding region: 24-1004 (326 amino acids)
Biological process (GO): carbohydrate metabolic process
Molecular function (GO): carbohydrate binding; isomerase activity
Source: RefSeq, a predicted model, not a curated record